AUGGGCUGUACGAAUUCCAAAGAAAAUACAAAUCCGCCUACAACAACAACAAUAACAGAUAAUAGUCAACAAUUGAUUAAUGAUCAUUUUCGCAAAUGGUUGAAAUCAAAUCGACCAAAAGCUGAUGAAUAUGUACUCAAUGAUAUUCUAUCAACAACACAACAACCCAAUGAUAUAGACGAUUAUCGCCCAAUAGUUCGCAAAGCUCUUGAUAUACUUUCAGAGCGUAAUGAUAUAAAAACAACAAAUAAACUAACUAAACUUGUACAAAAAGAAGUGUCUCUUGCAUCACCAAAAAAAGUUGCACGUACAAUUGAUGUAUUAAAACAAACAGCAGAAAAAUUACGACAGGGACAGUUGCAACUUGAUAAUAGUCAAGAAAAAACAACAACAACGAAUAGCAAUGGCGAAAUUACAAAUAAUACAAAAACAGGAGAUAAUAAACAUGGUCAACUAUCAUCAACAGAACCGGGUAUUGUUUUAAAGGAAGCUUUAGAAAAAGCACGUAUUUCAUUUUAUAAGGGUAAACAAGCUGCUAUAUUUGCUAAUCCAAAUGGUGGCUAUGACGUACGAAUUAUUGAUGAGAAUGAUGAUACAAUUAAUCACGAUGGAAAUCUUCUUCGUUCAAUUAUUGUUACUGAAGUUAAAAUGCGUCCGAAAUCAACGAUAACAACAACAACAUCACCAUUAUUUACUGCACCACCACCACCUCCACCAUCAACAAAAGUACUUGAUGAACAUAAAAUUGGUGAUGAUUUUCGUCGUUCAAUUGAUGCUGCUCUUAAAGGACUCGAAGCGAUCUAUCAUACAUCACCCACUACAUCAUCAUCUGAACAUACUCGAGAGACUCAUAUUGAUAAAAGAUCAGCGUCGAAUGUAACAAAACCAACAUCACAAGAUAAUACUGUUAAUUUAGCCGAAAUUAUUCAUGAAGCAAAAGGCAUUACAAAUAUUAAUGAUGGAAGACAACAAGCUAUUAGUCAAACUGACAUACAACCAAAACUUGUGGGUGCUGUUGAUAGUAUGAAUGAAAUUAUGCUAGGAGCUAUUGAAUCAACGAGUGGAAGUCAAAUUGGAGAUCCAAUACCACAAUUAUCUAAUGAUACAGUAGGAAAAUUAGUUUUAAUUCUACAAAAUGAAGAUACACAACGUGUAAUUAAUGAAACAAAAGAACAUGUAGAAAGUCUUCCGGCAAAGCAAAUUUCAUUUGAUUCUAUUGGUUUAACAUCAAAUUUACAAAAUAAAGAAUCAAUAACAUCUUCAUCUACUUCUAAUAAAGAAAAUCUCAAUGAAUUAACGCAAACAGGUAUAAUAAACUCGAAUUCGCCAACAUCAAUAACAAAAUUUGAUUCAUCAUCUGAUAAAAUUGAAGAAGAAUCACUGAUGAAUCAACAUUCAUCAUCAAAAAUACCGACAUCGAUUAGUCAAAUAAUCGAAGAACAGAAUAAAGUUCUUUCAGAAUCAUCACCACCUGUUGUUUCACCUAUUGACAUGAAUACAACAGGUAAAUUACCAAGUCAUAAUGUAACUUAUACAGAAAUUAUUCAUUCGGAAUCACUUGAUGGUGAACAAUCACGUCGUUUUAUAACAGAAUCAUAUGAUGAACAACCAUCGAAAAAUGGUGAUGAUCAAGCAACAUCAUCACUUAAAGUUAUUACAAAAUCUGAAUUUUCAAAUCAUCCAUCAUUAGGUGAAAAAAUUAUGGAACAAAGUGUUCAAGUUAUUAGUGUUAAAGUACGAAAUGAAACAACAAUUCCAUCACCAACAUCAAAUGAAAAACAAUCUCUUCAAAAUGACACAAUGUUUUAA
Adineta steineri is the source of this 1809-nucleotide messenger RNA. The record is from the annotation of a GenBank genome assembly. NCBI's taxonomy places the organism in Eukaryota, Metazoa, Rotifera, Eurotatoria, Adinetida, Adinetidae.